AACGAGGUCGAUUUGCCGGAACGCGAGUCACGUGACCCAAACAAAACUGACACGCGGGUCGGUUUGUAGUGAGAGUGUUUCAUGGCAGCUAGAUCGCGAGUGUUGUGGUUGGGGAAAUACCACAGAAAUACCGACGGACAUGUAAGGAAUUUCUCCUGAACACAGGAUUUGACUCCUUUCGAAUCUAGAGUUAAACAGUGUAAGGAGUUUGAAACCCAUCUGUGAUGCUGCAGCAGGCAACGUCAUCCCCGAUGUCGUUCCUGUCCUGCCUGCUGUACAUCAUCGCCAACAUCACGGCCAUGUUCCUAUAUUGGCUGUAUCAACAGGCUCGGGAGAAGAAAGCACAACAGGACAGCAGCUCCGAUGAAGUCGAUGGAGAUGGAAUGGAGGUUCGCCAGCCAAUCCGAUUCAAGAACCAGCCAUCUUUACUGGCAAUGCUGGGAUUGGAGCCGUACCAUUCACACACAUUCUUUGCUUUUGAAGACCAUUUUCAUUCUUUUGAAGCAGUCAGCAAGGGGUGCAAGCGAGCCGGUUUGGAAAAAUGUAGUCUAAUAAUCGGUGUGGACUUCAGCGCCAGCAAUGAGUGGCAAGGAAGGAAAUCAUUUAGUGGUCAGAACCUUCACCGGGUGAUCUCAGGAAAAAUCUAUAAUCCAUAUCAGAAAGUGAUAUCCAUCAUAGGAAAGACCUUAGAGCCAUUUGAUGAGGAUAAUUUGAUCCCAGCAUUUGGUUUUGGCGAUAGUUCCACGAUGGGUAAAGGAACAUUCCCCUUUAUGCCAAAAUCAGAACCGUGUUGUGGUUUUCAAGAGGUGCUUGACCGUUACAGCGAUAUAGCCACAAGGAUAACAUUAGGUGGCCCUACAAACUUUGCUCCAAUUAUUUACAAAGCAAUAGAGAUCAUCCAGAAGCUCCGCACCUACCAUAUUUUGAUUAUCAUAGCAGACGGUCAGGUUAAUGAGGAGGAUACCACAAUACAAGCAAUCGUUGAGGCAUCUAAUUACCCCUUGAGCAUCAUCGUCGUCGGUGUGGGCGACGGACCUUGGGAUAUAAUGGAAAACUUCGAUAACUUUCUACCGCAGCGCAAGUUCGAUAAUUUUCAAUUUGUGAAUUUUCACGGGGUUACUACCAAAGCAAGAAAUCCAGAAACAUCUUUCGCACUUCAUGCCCUGAUGGAAAUUCCUGAUCAGUUUAAGACCAUCAAAUCUCUAGGAUACAUAGAAAAUGGUGCCGAGGGAAUACAUAACGUGGUCAAACGGGAAAACUAGAAGAAAUAAUUCACUAGAAUGAGUUUUUCAGUUGCUUGAAGGCAUGGAAUUUUGUGGGAAACUUCAAGAAGAGUAUGAAUCUUGACAGAGGUCAUGGAGUUUUGGUGAUGAAGGAAUAAAUAAUGCAACGAAUACCAAUAGAUCCCAAGACUUGGAGCAACUGGAGUUAAGUGUUUGUGCCAUUAUUUUGAAGAAAAUUGCUCACUUAGGAACUCCAUUAGUGGAAUAAUUUCAUCCAGAAAUUCAGGAAAAUAUCAAUAGCAGUGUUGGGAUGUAUAAUGGAACAACUGAUGGAAUGUAAAGAGUUUUUUGUGCAUGUUUGAUGUAUGAAAUAUUACUUUCUGAUCAGUGGAUAUACGACUUUGUUCUUUGGAAGAACAUCUGAUAUUUGCAGGGGCGACAGGGUUUUUAUAAUAAACGCUAAAUCUACCCAGAAAAUUCUUGAAAACAGAUGAUGCUUGAGACUACUGAAAAAUGAAGAAAUUGUCUAAGUUACAUUUGUGCAAGGUGUCUAUAAAAAACAAUAUUUCAGGCCAAAGUUUGAUUUUAAAAAUUAUCUGGUUUUGCAGCCAUAGCAGAAAAACUCAAAUACGAAAACUAGUGCCAUACAAAAUCCAAGUCCUCCAUUCCCCCAAACCAACCCAAUAGUUAACCCCUUUGGUUCUAGAAUAUCAAUGGCAGUAGGUGCUCAUACUACUCCAGUUUGGUUCUUUUGAAGGAGAACUUAGUCUUUGAUGUACAAUUUCCAAUUCAAGACUGGGUAUUCACUGACAUUAACUCUUUUUGCAUUAUAUUUCUAACCUUCUUUGCUUUAAGCAGCUGUUUUGGGGUAAGGUUAGAGUAUUAUUCUUGCUAAAUGAUGAGUAUACUUCACUGAUGACUAAAAUGUGUGACAUUUUCAAACUGACCUGGGCCUCCUGUCACAAAUCACUAAGGUGAUCGUAAGUCACUAAGGUAACCUUAGAGUGGGAGUAAGGUUAACCUUAGUAAAGGUUGCUUCAUGAAAGGAGACCCUGUGCAUUAUUGAUAAUGGGAGAAGAAAGGAUGUUUUCAUAAUUCUCCAAAUUUGUCAAUUUUGACCCAAAAUUUGAAUUUUUGUAAAUUGGAAUAAAAUAAAACAAAGAUACAAGAAUCUGUUGGUAUUUCCAAAGUGGAAAAUGUCAACAAUCUGGGCUUUUCCCCAAUAUCUAUCAUGAGAGAACUGAAAUAUUGUUCAAGUGGAACUCUCACUGUGAUUCACUCACUCACUUUGUGUUUGGUGCUAUAUGUGUCAUUGUGUCUCUUAGUGAUGUUUGUACAGGAAUCCUGGUGUGGUUUAUUAUGGAAGAAGAUGUUUUAUCAAAGUUCAAGAUAAAUGAGCAAAACGUUUCAAGUGGUAUUUGUGAUAUUAUGCAGAUGUAAAUAUGACAAGGAUGUAUUUGAUGAUAAGGAUGUAUAUUGACAUGUGUGUGGUAUAUGUGAUAUUAUGAAGAUGUAAAUAUGACAAGAGUGUAUUUGAUGAUAAGGAUGUAUAUUGACAUGUGUGUGGUAUAUGUGAUGUUAUGAAGAUGUAAAUAUGACAAGGGUGUAUUUGAUGAUAAGGAUGUAUAUUGACAAUGUGUGGUAUGUGUGAUAUUAUGAAGAUGUAAAUAUGACAAGGGUGUAUUUGAUGAUAAGGAUGUAUAUUGACAAUGUGUGGUAUGUGUGAUAUUAUGAAGAUGUAAAUAUGACAAGAGUGUAUUUGAUGAUAAGGAUGUAUAUUGACAUGUGUGUGGUAUAUGUGAUGUUAUGAAGAUGUAAAUAUGACAAGGGUGGAUUUGAUGAUAAGGAUGUAUAUUGACAUGUGUGUGGUAUAUGUGAUGUUAUGAAGAUGUAAAUAUGACAAGGAUGUAUUUGAUGAUAAGGAUGUAUAUUGACAUGUGUGUGGUAUAUGUGAUAUUAUGCAGAUGUAAAUAUGACAAGGAUGUAUUUGAUGAUAAGGAUGUAUAUUGACAUGUGUGUGGUAUAUGUGAUAUUAUGCAGAUGUAAAUAUGACAAGGAUGUAUUUGAUGAUAAGGAUGUAUAUUGACAUGUGUGUGGUAUAUGUGAUGUUAUGAAGAUGUAAAUAUGACAAGGAUGUAUUUGAUGAUAAGGAUGUAUAUUGACAUGUGUGUGGUAUAUGUGAUGUUCAUGAAGAUGUAAAUAUGACAAGGAUGUAUUUGAUGAUAAGGAUGUAUAUUGACAUGUGGUAUAUGUGAUGUUCAUGAAGAUGUAAAUAUGACGAGUGUAUUUGAUGAUCAGGAUGUAUAUUGACAUGUGUGUGGUAUAUGUGAUGUUCAUGAAGAUGUAAGUAUGACAAGAGUGUAUUUGAUGAUAAGGAUGUAUAUUGACAUGUGUGUGGUAUAUGUGAUGUUAUGAAGAUGUAAAUAUGACAAGGAUGUAUUUGAUGAUAAGGAUGUAUAUUGA
Messenger RNA from Haliotis rubra (blacklip abalone), 3686 nucleotides. Its product is annotated as E3 ubiquitin-protein ligase RGLG3-like. The record is from RefSeq and is a predicted model, not a curated record. Lineage: Eukaryota; Metazoa; Mollusca; Gastropoda; Lepetellida; Haliotidae. The transcript has 2 exons. Bases 225 to 1262 code for a protein of 345 amino acids.